Notechis scutatus (mainland tiger snake) is the source of this 5485-nucleotide messenger RNA. Lineage: Eukaryota; Metazoa; Chordata; Lepidosauria; Squamata; Elapidae. The record is from RefSeq and is a predicted model, not a curated record.
CAGCUUGAGGAGAGCUGUUUAUAGUGGGUGAAACUUUGUGUGCAUGUGAUGGGUGUGGGACUAAACAACCUAAAACUUCUGGGUGUACAAUGGAACAGCACUGAGCAAGGUCCCAUCCAGUGACUCUCUUUGGGUAACAGCUGCACAACAAGUAGGCAACUAUGUCAAGACGAAAGUACAUUGAGCCCUCAAGGCUCUGGAUUUGGGCAUCGUUUCUAUUAGUGGAAGGUUCAAGGUCUCGUUCCGUGGAAUUUGCCCCACAGAUUCUUGAUCACCCUUCCAACCUUGUGGUACGAAAGGACCAACCAGCCACCCUGAACUGUCGUGCUGAUGGAAAUCCAGCUCCCACCAUUGAAUGGUAUCGCAAUGGAAAGUAUGUGAAACCCAGCAAAGAGGAUGCUACGUCCCAGCCUACCCUCCUGCCAGAUGGGUCCCUCUUCUUCCUCCGACUCAGCCAGGAGAAGGGAAAAUCAGAUGAGGGUGUAUACCAUUGUCUGGCCAGAAAUCGUCUGGGUAAAGCCAUGAGUAAAAAUGCAUCACUCUAUUUGGAAGUCCUAGAAGAGGAAUUCCGACUUCAUCCUAGUGACUUGAAGGUGACAAUUGGGGAAUCGUGGUUGUUGGAGUGUGUGCCUCCACUGGGGCGUCCAGAGCCCAUCAUCUCAUGGAGGAAGAACGGAGUGCCCUUAAGUGCAGAAAAUGGCCAUUAUGAGUUCUCGAAAGAAAAACUUCUGGUAGCCCAUGCCCAGAAGAGUGAUGCAGGAGCAUAUAGCUGCCUGGCUGUCAAUCAAGUAGGAGAGCAAGUGAGCAGAGCAGCCACGGUCACUGUCUUUGAGAGGCCAACAUUCAUUCGGAGACCCAGUGAUGUUGUAGCCAGUGUUGGCAGUAGUGUUCAGUUCACUUGUGGAAUCCAUGGAGACCCAAAACUUGUUGUGCAGUGGUAUAAAGAAGAUGGAGAGCUCCCUUCAGGGAGGUAUGAAGUAGACCAAGAAAAUGUCCUUCAAAUCCACCAUCUUACAAUGUGUGAUGCUGGGAAAUAUAUCUGUGCUGCUUACAGCCAUGGAGGGACCAUCUUUGCCAAGGCAGCUUUAACUGUGGAAGAUCCACUAGAUACCAGGCAGAAGGAAUGGAACAGGCCAAAAGAUGUUACAAAGGAACUGAUGGAGAUCAGAGUUUGCCUAGUAAAUGUGACUAUUGUCCCUUCUGCUCCAGCUGCCCAUCUGCAUUGGAAGGUCACCCCAACUUCCCAGCCCAUAGAGGCUUACAAGGUGUUCUAUCAUUCUCUGCUGCCCACAAAAGCACACUGGGCUGAAUGGGACGUCGCAAGAGACCAGCAGACCAUUAUUCCUGGACUUGAAAGAGGUUACAAGUAUGAAUUCAAGGUGCGACCAUAUUUGGGGAAGAUCCACGGCAUAGACAGCAACGUGAGACAUCUGUACAUCCCAGAGGAAGUGCCAAGUGCUGCUCCACAAAUCAUCAGUAUCACUGUAUCCAGAGGUGGGAAUAGCACUGUGAUCCUUCAUUGGGAGCCCCCUCCACCAGAUACCCACAAUGGCAUCAUUAAGGCUUAUCAGGUCUGGUUCCUUGGCAAUGAAACUCAUCCAGGAUUUAACAGGACAGUAGAUGGAGACACACAUAGCCUGGAAACAAUAGGACUCCCAAGUGGGCAUAAAUACUGUGUGAAGGUAGCUGCAAUCAAUGGAGCAGGUGUUGGAAUAGCUAGCAAUCCUGUAUGCGGUAUUGCAGAGCCUAUGGUGGAGAAGAUGGCAAAGAGCCCAGACUUUCUGUCAGCUAACUACAUGCUGGAACUAGUGCGCCAGCCUGUCUUCAUUGCCAGCGUAGGUUCGGCACUCUGGAUCAUGUUGAUGGUGCUGGCGGUUUAUGUCUGCCAGCAACAAGCCAGGCAGUUUGGUGGUGGAAGACGGUAUGCCCUUGGAGAAGGACUAUAUCGGAAUGCAAGUGAUGACACGAUCAUCAAACAUAGGGUAGACGCCGGUGAUUCUCCUUGGCUUUCAGAUACAUGGAAAUCCACAUCUGGUUCCAAGAAUUACAGUACCAGCAGCAGCCUUAGUAGCCAACUUCUGUGGAUGGAAUCCAAAGACAGCCAAGAAUUCCACAAAUCUAGUAUACAUUUUCUUCUUCUUCAUUCAUGGUGCUCCUGUACAUGCUAUCUUCAUCCCCCAGAGGACUUCAUGAACCAGCAGCUGGACAAGGAUUCUCUGAAGACGGUCAAAGAGUCUCUGGAUGAAAACCAGUCCUUCCCCACCUUGCCUUACAACCAGCUUUCUGCAGCUUCAGACCCUGCGUCUCUCAGCGAUGACCAGGAGACCGUUCUCACCCCAGAAGAGGUGGCAGAAUACUUAGAACUCAGCACAGAAACGGAUUGUCAAAGGGAGCCAGAUGACAGUGACUCAACCACUUCCCACAUCCUCUUUCCAUCUCAUAGCUAUGGCUAUAUCUGUGGUCCUCUGGCCAUUGAGCUGCUGGAAAAUGAUGUGUUGGAUGAAGAUGAGGAUCCCAACAUGGUGGAAGGUCCCUGUUCAUCCACCAAAUUCUUCCGCAGUUCCUGCCAAACUCCAUCAUCCAGCCUGAGUGAAGACGAGGCAUCCUUAGGAGGCUCCCUGGUGAAUGGCUGGGGAUCUAUUUCAGAGGACAAUGGCACCAGCACUCGCUGCAGCCUGGUCAGCUCUUCAGAUGGAUCCUUCCUGUUGGAUGCCAACUUUGCUCAAGCCCUGGCAGUGGCGGUGGACAGUUUCUGCUUUGGGCUGGCAAAGAAGGAAAUUGACAGACCUUUGACAGAUUUUUUGCCUCCUGCAUCUCCUCUGGAUGGCCUCCUGCCUCCUCGGCCUCUCACAAAGAGCUCAGAAGAAGUGCAACGGAAGCUUGGAUCACAGCCCCUUCCUGUCUGGGAAUGGAGCACUGAUUGGGUGGAGGAGAUGGAAGCCAAGUAUAUGCAACCAGCUGAGAACUGGGAGGCUGCUGUUAAGCCAGGAAAAGGAAGGAUAGCUGCACCAGAAGAAGCCCAGCUGGUCCCUACUUUUAUACAACAGGGAACGAAUGACAAGUGUUGUUGCUCCAAGGUAGAGGGCCACCUACCAGGAAUGCUAAAGUAGUAGCUGUCCUGCUUUGUUUGGAGUUUGGUGUUUAGAAUUUGAUGAAUUUUGAGUUCUUUUUUCAGUGCUAGGAGUCUAAUUCAGGAAAGCUGUGGUCCCUGCCAAUCAUCUGUAGAAAUGAACAACUCACCUAAUUUCAUCUUUUUAGAAAAGGAAAAUGCUUAUGUUUUUUCCAUCCCAUUUUUUAUUUGAUUUUUAAAACAAACCAGACUCAAUUUUCACCCAUCUUCCCUGGGCAAAUCCAGGUAACAUUUCUUGGAGUGGAAAAAAAAUAAGUUCUACUGCCUACUCUCAAAAUUGAGGAACUGGUCAGAAAGCAACUCUGAUUCAGGAUUGACGUCACUUGGAUUUGAACCAGGACUUUAAAAAUGGUGCAUGUUUUCUUUUGCAUUCAGACGGGUGCUAAAGACAUGGUGUCCAGGUCAGAUUGCAGAAGGGGAAAUAUCAGUUGGAUUGACCAGGCAAAUAUUACUUUAAGGCCAAGGUCAGUUGGAAGGAAACUCGAGGCCCAGGAGAAGGAGAUUCUAAAUCCAGACAAAGUAGGGUGUGCUUAGGUCUCUAACAUACCUAGAUAACAAAUAGCAGAAUUGCAUUUUUUUUUUUUGCUUUGUCACUACUUUAUUUAUAGGAUGGGGCACCUAGCAAAUGUUCUGCAAGUGGUUAGUGGGACAUAGGAGGUUUUGAAGCUUUGAAAACCUUUUCAGUUAAAAGGAUGAUGGCUGCUGAGGUUUCAAACUCAUGCCAAGCUGUGAUUUAGCAAGCUGCUGUACCUGUCAACUCCCCCCACCGUUUCUUCUGUUGCAAAAGGCGCAUGAGCUUGGUUGGUCAGGUGCAACAGGUUCAUUUUACCUGACCCACUUCUGCCAUGUUGCACUUGGGACCCACUGAAAUAGGUUACGCUGAACAAUGUUUUAUUCAUUAUCAUUCCUGGGGGCUUUGGUUUUUUUUUUGUGUUGGGUAGUUUUGCUCAAAGUCAUCUGAUUUUGAAGGAGGGAACUUUACUUCUCUUGUCCCUUCUGCUUGUGUGAGUGUCUGGGAGUCCAAAUAACCAAAGACUCAAUGAAUGUCAUCCCAAACCUGCAGCCCUCGGCUGCUUCAAGUUUAUAACGAAUGGAGAUGGAGGAGGGAAGAAAGACCUAUUGAUUUCCAAUGCUGCAACUGACUGAUGGGGGCCUUUCAACCUCCCACACCUUUGCGCCUCAGUGAGCAGGCAAGAGAGAUUCAAUUAGUUGAAUGCCUUGUCUGAUGGAAAUAUCUAGCCCGGCCUUUGCUCUCUGCCAUCCUCACUUUGGAUCAGAGCUUCAUUUGGCAUUAGAAGGAUGGCUGCUUUUCAGCUGCAUUCUAACAUUCCAUAAAAUAGAGUUGAAGGAUGCUUUAUAGACCAGAGCAAAUGACUCAACCAUAGGCACUGAAGAGCCUGCCAGGAUAGAGCCAAAGACCAUUUGAAGACCAUUUGAUUCACCAUUUUGUGUCCCACAUGGCCAGCCAGAUCAAUUCAAGAGCCUAGCAAGCAUCAACAGGAGGAAAAUUGCUCACUUCUCUUGUGUUACUCCCCAAUAGAUGGCAUUUAAGAUCUGCUUUUUUUGAGUUAGUAAGCAUCCAUUAAGUCCAAUAACUUUUGGUACCCCUUAAAUGAAAUGAAUUUGGCAAUGCCCAUGGUAAUGAAUUCUGUAAUUCAGCCUUGUUUUGAAUGUAGACAUGAUUUCAGAAGCAGCUUUGUGAGGCCCAGUAUCCUUCAAAAAGGAGGCAUUAGGUAACUUGUUUGUUCGUGCAAUGAAAUGACUGGGUUAUUAGUAAAGAAAAUUUCUAAUAAUACUAUUAUCAGAGCAAGAAGGGUGGUAGCUCAGUGAUAAAGCAUAUACUCUGUGUGUCAAUGAUCCAGAGUUCAUGUGUUAGUUCAUGUAGGAUUGAGGAAGACUCCAAUUGAAUCUUUGAUGAGCUUCUUCCAAUUAUUAUAAACCAGGAUUUUUAAUCCUCUCCAAAUGUAUUGAGAGUACAAUUCUCUAAGAUUUGGUAAUAAUGAUGUCAAUACUUUCCUUUUCCCCAAUAUUUUGUGUGUGUGUGAAUCCUGGAUUUUGGUCUUGACAUGUAUGUUGGAUACCACCAGUAAAAAAAGACAUAAAUUGGAAAGUGUUUGCUCCCAUUUCUAUACUAAAGCAACCACCCUUUUCGUUAGCUCUGUUGUAAAUCUUGAACAUGCAUCUUCUGAUGUCCCAGGUAGAAUGAUUCAAAGGUUUGAUCCAUCUAUUCCUAACCUGAUGCUGCAGCAAAAAGCUAUGGUGUUACUGAGAGCAGAAGAGCAUUGACCAAUUAAAAUGCUGUCAACUUUUAAAGACUGACCCUUUUCAUGACAAUCAAAAGGAUGCUUCCUCUUG